UGCGUGUUUUUUAUAUCCGGAAGUAUUAGGUUUAUAAACAAUAAUCUCAUGUGCGACGCUCGCAAACUGACAUAUAAUGACGUUUUAAGUAAAUACUAGCUUAAAAUGACUUAACCUUGUUAAAAACAAACGUAAAUCAUUUUUAUUCUGACUAGUAACGUUACGUCAAGUUCAAUCAAGUUCAAGUGUAUAAACUCAAGAGAAGAUGCCAGCUCGAAAUACUAUAAACAGUGGAGUUAGAUACUCCAAACUAGCCAGUGAUGAUGAUGGAUACAUUGAUCUCCAGUUUAAGAAAAGUCCACCCAAAGUUCCUUAUAAAGCGAUCGCCCUGGCAACAGUUCUCUUCCUCAUCGGCUCCAUUCUGAUCAUCAUCGGAUCCCUCCUGUUAGCAGGAUACUUUGAAGUUAAUGAUCACCGCGAUCGCACCCUCCCAGUCCUGAUUAUAGGAAUCCUGGUCUUUCUUCCUGGCUUUUACCACCUGCGCAUCGCCUAUUACGCCUCCAAGGGUUACCGCGGUUAUUCCUACGAUGACAUCCCUGACUUUGAUGACUGAGCGGCAGGGACGGGCUGUCAGACGGCUGAUCUGACAGAGCUUUGUACCUGGUUUUCCCGCAGCGAGACAGAACUGCACCGCCGCUGAUGUCUGCCACGUCAAAACGACUUGACAGGCUCAUUUUUUAACAUUUUCAUUGACUCAGAAGGUGGUUUAAAUUCAUGAACUAGUGUGAUAACUUAGGUUUCAUGUAGUGGAUUUAAUGCAGUUAUUUGUGGUGCAAACAGGUCUCAGUUUAGUUGUUAUAUUAGGAUGCUGUAUUGAGUUACAGGUUGUUGCAACAAGCAAAGCCUGAGGCAAGAAAAACUACUCAAAACAUGCCACAUGCUGUUUUAUAUUUUGCAGGUUUUUCUUUGUUUUGUUUUUUGAUGGAUUGCACUAGAGUUCAAAUCUGUCACGGAUGAUGUGGUUUUUGAUACUUUAUGAGGAAACACAUGAACAUGGUUGGAAAUAAAAACAGAAGGGUUUCAUUUUUUAAUUUAAAUACAUUUGAGUAUGAUAAUGGAUAAGGCACCAUUGCAAAGUUUUCAUCUUUGAUGUUCAAAGUCAUACCACUGGAUUUAAUUAAUUUUCAUUUAUGUGAUUUUAUUGCCAUUACAGAGGAUGUUUAUGAAUAAAUAACUUGUUUUAAAAUAAA
Labeo rohita (rohu) is the source of this 1190-nucleotide messenger RNA. RefSeq names its product transmembrane protein 230b (gene tmem230b). Gene Ontology annotation, biological process: synaptic vesicle transport. The record is from RefSeq and is a predicted model, not a curated record. The transcript has 4 exons. Bases 206 to 553 code for a protein of 115 amino acids. Gene Ontology annotation, cellular component: endomembrane system; synaptic vesicle. Lineage: Eukaryota; Metazoa; Chordata; Actinopteri; Cypriniformes; Cyprinidae.